AUGGCGGACAUCGAAGAUCGCGGUGGCUCAACCCAUUUUGAACACUCUGUGCCUGCCGCUACACCAAACACAGAUAAUCGGUGCGAAGAUAGUUCUGGAGCCACGAACAAGUUCGAGCGCUUCAACGAUCUACCCAUUGAAUUGAGGUUGAGGAUCUGGACAAUUGCCUCAUUCUUCCCACGGAAUGUGUGUGUGGAGGUCGACAGGUGGUUCCAGUGCGGUAUUGAGCAGGAGGAUUGGGGUCAUCUUGGGGCCUUUCGCGUUCCUGUAACUUACACGAGCAAUUGUCCUGUUCCCACGGUACUCCACGUAUGCAAGGAAUCGCGAAAAGAAGCAUUGAAGUACUAUAGCUUGGAAUUCGGAGGGCAUCAAGAGAACGAAGUUGAUGAUUAUGAACGGAGUUACACAAUCUCAAUUCCGCCGGUCGUUUACUUUAAUUGGAAGGCUGACACGCUGUUUACCCCGCGCACGUUUAGCAUAACAGGUGGCAUCGAAGACUACGGGCUCGAUCUCGCUCGGAUGGUCAACUUUGUCGACAUCGAGCCUGGGACACAUGGAGCAAGAUGGGAUUCAGUCCUCAGAGAGGCCGACUCCGACGGACUCAGAUCCGUUAUGAAGUCGUUGCUAGGUGGCAACGCCGAACCUUUCCUGAAGUUCUGGCAUUGGUUUUCUGGCUUGACGAACCCUCCUAGGAUCCGGAUUUGUGAACUCGCGAAUAUUGAGCUUUGUCCCGAGAACCCCGAGUUUUGA
Mollisia scopiformis is the source of this 750-nucleotide messenger RNA. RefSeq lists its product as uncharacterized. NCBI's taxonomy places the organism in Eukaryota, Fungi, Ascomycota, Leotiomycetes, Helotiales, Mollisiaceae. The transcript is spliced from 2 exons. The record is from RefSeq and is a predicted model, not a curated record. Bases 1 to 750 code for a protein of 249 amino acids.